Trifolium pratense (red clover) is the source of this 4298-nucleotide messenger RNA. Its product is annotated as mediator of RNA polymerase II transcription subunit 15a-like. Lineage: Eukaryota; Viridiplantae; Streptophyta; Magnoliopsida; Fabales; Fabaceae. Gene Ontology annotation, biological process: regulation of DNA-templated transcription. The transcript is spliced from 12 exons. Gene Ontology annotation, molecular function: chromatin DNA binding; transcription coactivator activity. Bases 271 to 4137 code for a protein of 1288 amino acids. The record is from RefSeq and is a predicted model, not a curated record.
AUGAAGCCCAUCAUCCACUAAAAACAAAAUAUAAAUACAGAGAAACACGUUUUAACAAAAAAAACAACAAAAACUUGUUUCAUUCAUUCCUAUAAGAAAAACGAACAACAAAACUUAGCACAAAAACUUUUCAUCAAUCAAAAAACAAAUUCAACCGCUUCCAUCACUGUGCCCUCACUCAAUUCAACUUCCCGGUAGUAACCGCCACCGGACUUCGGCGGACGUCAUCAUCGCCCGCCGCAAAAUCUCCGUCCAGAUAUUUCAGAUUUGAUGGACUCCAAUAAUUGGGGACCUAAUCAGGGUACUGAACCCCCUGGCGACACAGGUGAUUGGAGAACUCAACUGCAACCUGAUUCACGCCAAAGAAUUGUCAACAAAAUAAUGGACACACUAAGAAAACAUCUUCCUGUUUCUGGUUCUGAUGGAUUACAUGAACUUAGGAUGAUUGCUCAAAGGUUUGAAGAUAAGAUUUAUACUGCUGCGACAAGCCAGUCUGAUUAUCUACGGAAAAUAUCCAUGAAAAUGCUUACAAUGGAGAAUAAAUCUCAAAACACCACUGCCAACAAUAUGCAAUCAAAUGAAGGUGGUCCUAGCAAUAAUCCACCCGAUCAAGGGCUCGUUUUACAGUCUCAAGUACUUAAUCAAGGGCAGCAACAGCCUCGUCAGCAGCUUCUAUCUCAGACUAUUCAAAAUAAUGGUGCACCUCAGCCUAACUUUCCAUCGGUAUCGAAUCUAUCCCAGAUCCCCAACCAGAAGAUUGGCCAAAAUUCCAACACACAUCAACCUGGGCAAAAUUCUGCGAGUAAUGCUAUUGGCCAGAAUUCCAAUGUACAGGGUAUGUUUCCUGGUUCUCAGAGACAAAUGCUAGGAAGGCAGCAGGUUGUUCCCCAACAGCAACAGCAGCAGGUUGUUCACCAACAGCAACCACACAAUCCACAACAGAUUCUUUACCAACAGCAGCUUCUUAAGCGCAAGUUCCAACUGACGCAACAACAACAGAACCUUCUGCAACCAAAUCAAUUGCAAUCUUCUCAGCAAUCUGUUAUGCAAACGUCAUCGGCUAUGCAGCCUUCUUCCAUGAUGCAAACAACUCUAUCUUCUAGCCUUCCACAGAAUCAGCAGUCUAACAAUGUUCAACAGUCAACACAGUCCAGGCUUCAGCAACAUUCCCAAAUUAUCAGGCAGCAACAGAAUUCUAUUGCUCAUCAGCAACAAACACCAAUGACUCAACAGCCAAACUUGCAUGUACAACAGCAGCAGCAGCUUGUAGGGCCUCAGUCAAACACAACGAAUGGGCAACAUGCUCAGAUGCUUGGGCCACAGAGCAAUGUCGAUGACACACAGAAAUCCCAGAGGUUACAUCCACAACAGAAUAAUCUCAUGAACCUGCAACAGCGACAGCAACAACAACAGUUACUGAAUCAGCAGAACAAUCUAACAAAUAUAAAUCAACAGUCAGGAAAUAAUGUACCAGGGUUACAACAGCAACAACUGUUUGGAACUGAGUCUGGCAACCAAGGCAUCCAAACAAGCAAUCAUUCUGCACACAUGCUGCAACAAUCAAAGGUUUCAAUGCAGCAACAAUUGCAACAAAAUGCAUCAAAAUUGUUGCCAUCUCAGUCACAGCAGUCCCAGACACAGGCUUCACAGCAGCAAUUAAUGUCGCAGAUUCACAACCAUCCUGCACAGAUGCAGCAGCCAAAUCCCCUGCAACGAGAUAUGCAGCAAAAACUCCAAGCAUCAGGGUCCUUACUUCAACAGCAAAGUGUUCUCGAUCAGCAAAAACAACUAUAUCAAUCUCAAAGAGGUCUUCCAGAAACAUCAACAACUUCUGUGGAUUCUACCAUUCAGACUGCACAACCAAGUGGAGCUGAUGGGCAAGAAGAAGUUUACCAAAAGCUGCAAACCCUGAAAGAAAAUUACUUGUCAGAUAUAAAUGAAAUAUACCAGAAAGUUUCUCUAAAACUUCAGCAGCACCACUCUAUUCCUCGACAGUCAGAGCCAGAUCAGGUUGAAAAGAUAAGGCAAUAUAAAAUUAUGGUGGAACGCUUAAUAGCAUUCCUACAGCUUCCCAAGCAAAAAAUUACGCCUGCUAUUAAGGAAAAAUUUGGAACAUAUGAAAAGCAGCUAGUAAGUACCAUAAAUUCAGUUAGGCCAAGGAGAGGCAUCUCUUCACUGCAAUCAGGACAGCUUCCCCCAACUCAUAUGCCUUCGAUGCCACAGUCACAAUCCCAAGUUACUCCAGUACAGUCUCGUGAAAAUCAAAUGAACUCUCAGAUGCAGCCAUCAAAUUUACAAGGUUCUGCAGCAACGAUACAGCAGAACAAUGUUGCGAGCUUGCACCACAAUUCUAUGUCUGGUUUAGCAACAACACAACAAAAUAUGUUGAAUACAAUUCAACCAAGUAAUAAUUUAGAUUCUGGACAAGGAAAUUCUGUGAACUCUCUGCAACAGGUUCCAAUUAGCUCCCGUCAACAAAACACUGUUAGUACUCCUCAACAUACCAACAUCAAUUCAUUACAGUCACAAGGUGGGGUAAAUGUGAUCCAACCAAAUCUAAAUACCCACCAGUCAGGUUCCACUAUGUUUCAGCACCAGCAGGAACAGAAGAUGCUGCAGAAUCAUCAGCUCAAACAACAAUAUCAGCAACGUCAAUUGAUGCAGAGGCAGCAGCAGCUACAUCAGCCUGCAAAGCAACAGCUGUCUGGACAACUUCAGACACAUCAAAUGCCUCAGAUUAACCAAAUGAAUGAUAUAAAUGAUAUGAAAAUGCGACAAGGAAUCGGUGUUAAGCCAGGGGUAUUUCAGCAACACCUUAACUCAGGUCAAAACUCAGCCUAUUCCCAUCAACAGUCGAAACAAGGGAGUCCAUUUCAGGUUUCUUCACCCCAACUCUUUCAGGCUGCGUCUCCUCAAAUUCCACAACAUUCAUCUCCCCAAAUUGACCAACAAACUCAUCUCCAGUCUCUAACAAAAGUUACAACUCCUCUGCAAUCUUCUAAUUCACCUUUUGGGGUCCCUACUCCUUCACCUCCCAUGGCUCUAUCUCCUAUGCUAGGAGACUCUGAGAAGCCCAUUCCUGGCGUUUCAUCAUCAAAUGCUGCCAAUGUUGGACAACAUACAGGGGGUGCAGCAGCACCAGCUCAAUCCCUUGCCAUUGGGACUCCUGGGAUAUCAGCCUCUCCUUUAUUGGCAGAAUUCAGUGGUCCAGAUGCGUAUUGUAAUACUUUAGCAGCUGCUUCUGGGAAGUCAACUGCAGAGAAACCUAUUGAUCGUCUAAUCAGAGCGGUUCAAUCAAUGUCAACUGAAACAUUAACUGCGGCUGUCAAUGAUAUUAGUUCAGUUGUCAGCAUGAGUGAUAUGAUAGCAGGAGCAGCUCCAGGUAAUGGAUCAAGAGCAGCUGUUGGCGAGGAUUUGGUUUCCAUGACUAAUUGUCGUCUUCAGGCUAGAAAUUUUAUUACUCAAGAUGGUACUAGUGGAAUCAGGAAGAUAAAGCGCUACACCAGUGCUAGACCGUUGAAUGUUGUGUCAUCUGCUGGAAGCAAGAAUGAUAGUACCAACCAGUUAUCUGCUUCAGAGGCUUCUCAGCAGGAAUCAACUGCAACAUCCAAUGUCAAGAAGCCAAAGGCUGAGGUUAAUCACGCCCUUUUGGAAGAAAUACAGCAAAUUAAUUGGCGACUUAUCGACACUGUAGUAGACAUAAGUGAUGAAAAUGUUGGUUCAACUGCAGUUUCUGCAGCUGAAAUGGCAGAAGGGACCGUGGUCAAAUGUUCUUUUGUUCCGGUGGCUCUCAGUCCAACUUUAAAAUCUCAAUAUGCUUCACUACAGUCACCUAUUCAGCCCCUGCGUUUGCUGGUUCCUCCAAAUUAUCCUAAUUGUUCUCCCAUAUUCCUAGACAAGUUUCCAGUUAAAUCCCGUGAGGGGAAUGAAGAUCUUUCAGAGAAAGCAAAAUCAAAGUUUAGCACAUCCUUGCGUAAUUUAUCACAUCCUAUGUCCCUUAAGGAUGUAGCAAAGACUUGGGAUACUUCUGCUCGCGGUGUUAUUUCUGAGUAUGCACAACAAUUUGGCGGAGGAACAUUCAGCUCUAAGUAUGGAGCUUGGGAGUAUGGAACUUGGGAGGAUAUCUUGGCUGCAUAAUGAUUCUUGCACUUUCUAUGCCAGACCAUUUUGUUUUGGCCAAUGAUGUUUCAAACUUUUUUUUUUUUUUUAAAUAUGAGCUUUGAUUUAUUUGAUGUAGAUAAAAGCGAGUUAGAAUCCUCUCCAUUUCUUAAAUGAAUAGAGGGCUCCAUUUAUCAAAA